CUCAGCCGUUGCUUUUAUCAAAUAAAUAAAUAAAUAAUUGUAUUUACAUUGCACCUAUCGCCUUAUCAGUGAAGUGUUGUUCCUAUCGCAGUCCACAUCGUGCAAUGUCUCUAGAUUUCAAAGUAUAUUUACAGACACCAGAUGGGGACGAAGUUAUUCGCCGCAUUUGUAUUCCAGGUUUGGAUUUUGGAUAUUUAAGGCAUGAAAUCUGCUACAGGUUUUCGAUAUCGAAAUACGAACAUUUUUCUUUGUGCUGGAAAGAUAAUGAAGGUGAUAAAAUCCGAAUAAAUACAGAAAGGGAGCUUGAAAUCGCACUAAAUGAAACUAGCUCUUCUCCUAUAAAGUUGUAUGUUAUACUUCAAGGACAGCAAGAUCAUCCUAGUGACCAUCUAAAAAAGAAUGGACCAGUUCAUUCCACAGUGAAUUGUGAUGAAUGCGGACUGAAAUCGUUACAAGGUUACAGAUAUAAGUGCUUAGUCUGUCACAAUUAUGAUUUAUGUACAAAUUGUGAAAAAUCAGAAAGGAUUCAUUCGGAACACCCCAUGGUUAGGAUUCCUGUGCCCUUAAAUGGUGAACAACCAUUUGGAAGGAAGUAUCAAAAUGUUAAAGACAACAUUUAUGGAACUAUGAAAUAUUUACUUGAAAACAGUUAAACAAGAUUGAAAGGACUGGAUGACAAUAUUCUAAUUGACAAUGUUUAUAUAUAAUUAAAAACGUUUUUAUAUGUAUC
Messenger RNA from Nezara viridula (southern green stink bug), 730 nucleotides. Lineage: Eukaryota; Metazoa; Arthropoda; Insecta; Hemiptera; Pentatomidae. The record is from the annotation of a GenBank genome assembly.